Messenger RNA from Balaenoptera acutorostrata (minke whale), 2233 nucleotides. It is a transcript of the gene GATA5, whose product is annotated as GATA binding protein 5. Gene Ontology annotation, biological process: cell fate commitment; negative regulation of transcription by RNA polymerase II; positive regulation of transcription by RNA polymerase II. The record is from RefSeq and is a predicted model, not a curated record. Lineage: Eukaryota; Metazoa; Chordata; Mammalia; Artiodactyla; Balaenopteridae. Gene Ontology annotation, cellular component: nucleus. The transcript is spliced from 7 exons. Bases 78 to 1292 code for a protein of 404 amino acids. Gene Ontology annotation, molecular function: DNA-binding transcription factor activity, RNA polymerase II-specific; RNA polymerase II cis-regulatory region sequence-specific DNA binding; zinc ion binding.
UGUCGCCGCCUGCCGCGCCCGCGCCCUCUGCGCCCUCCGGUCCUCACGACCAGCCGGUCAAGGCCGCGCCAGGGAAGAUGUACCAGAGCCUGGCGCUGGCCCCGAGCCCCAGCCAGACCGCCUACGCGGAUUCGGGGGCCUUUCUGCACACCCCGGGCGCCGGCUCCCCGGUGUUCGUGCCGCCGGCGCGCGUCCCCUCCAUGCUGCCCUACCUGCCGGCGUGUGAGCCGGGCCCGCAGGCUCCCGCGAUCGCCGGGCAUCCCGGCUGGGCGCAGGCAGCCGCGGCGGACUCGUCGGCGUUCGGCUCCGGCAGCCCGCACCCGCCGGCCGCUCCGCCGCCCGGGGCCACCGCCUUCCCCUUUGCGCACAGCACCCCGGGACCUGGCGGCGGCGGCGCAGGGGCCCGGGACGGCGGCGCCUUUCAGGGCGCGAUGCUGGCUCGCGAGCAGUACCCGGCUCCUCUCGGGCGGCCCGUGGGCUCCUCGUACCCCACCGCGUACCCGGCCUACGUCAGCACCGAGGUGGCCCCGUCUUGGACCUCUGGACCCUUGGACGGCAGCGUCCUGCACAGCCUACAGGCCUGCCCGACUGGCCUCCCGGGCCACAGAGUCACCUUCGCGGCCGACCUCCUGGAGGAGUUCCCCGGCGAGGGGCGCGAGUGCGUCAACUGCGGGGCCCUGUCCACACCGCUGUGGCGCCGGGACGGCACCGGCCACUACCUGUGCAACGCCUGCGGUCUCUACCACAAGAUGAACGGCGUCAACCGGCCCCUCACGCGGCCGCAGAAGCGCCUGUCCUCCUCACGCCGGGCCGGUCUCUGCUGCACCAACUGCCACACCACCAACACCACGCUCUGGCGGCGCAACAUGGACGGCGAGCCGGUGUGCAACGCCUGCGGGCUCUACAUGAAGCUGCACGGGGUACCGCGGCCCCUGGCGAUGAAGAAGGAAAGCAUCCAGACACGGAAACGGAAGCCGAAGAACAUCUCCAAGGCCAAAGGCUCCUCAGGAUCCGCAGGGAACACUACAGCCUCCCCACCAGCCUCUGUCCCUGACCUGGAGAUCUCAGCAGCCACUUUGAAACCUGAGCCCAGUCUGGAAUCCCCUUCGUGCCCAGGGCCCAGCGUCACCUCCCAGGCCUCCACGCAGGUGGACGACACCCUGGCCCCCAGCCACUUGGAGUUCAAAUUCGAGCCCGAGGACUUUGCCUUGCCUUCUGCAGCCCUGGGCCCCCAGGCCGGCCUCGGCGGGACCCUGCGCCAGGAGGCCUGGUGUGCGCUGGCCUUGGCCUAGGUCCCCGGGCCCCCACCAGGACCCAUCUCGCUACUUCUUUGCUCCAGCUCAGCAGAGAGACUGCCAGGCCAGACGCCGGAAGAGACUGGAGCCAGCCGGACCUGGAGGCCUUCUGUGCAGAUGGCAGUCGGGCCCCAGAGCAGGAGGAAGGCUGGUGGGAGAAGGGCUUGAGCCCCUCCCCGGACAGCAAGGGACCCCCAAAUGUAGGGCAAGGCUCUGAACCAUAGCAGCCACUCUGGCCACGGCUGACUGGGGCUCCCACCCCCACUUGACUUCUGUCCUCAAGGCUCACCAUCAUCAUGUUUACAGGUUGCAGCCGUUGGAAAAACCCCACCUUCCUGUUGUAAAACCAGGAUCACAGGUGAAAUCACUGAGGCCGGGCAGGUAACAGGGAUGAGGAGGGCAGCCACAUGGGGGACCUCCUCAGGCCUUGGGCUGUCCAUUUCCCACGUUGGACCAUAGAGCCACGGCACAGAGACCUUGCCCUCCUCGGAGCACGGGAUGGCCAGAGACAGAUGUGCAGGUCGUGCACUGUACCGGGACGCCACCCCAGGGGGAGGCCGUUCACAUUGUAGUCAUCGUGGACUUGUAUUUAUUUGGACGGUUUUCCCGGACCGGGCAGUAAAGGGCCUUGUUCUGACUGAAUCUGUGGAUUGUAACCAUUUCUGAUGGGCAGAGUACCCGGGGCCCAGUUCUGACCCACACGGGCACUCUCGGGGCUGGUGGUUGGGUGACCACAGGUCCUGGCUCACCUGGGACUGCCCCAGCAGAAUUAUCAAUAACACCCCCUUUCGCGUACAAAGCCGUCCCCUCCCAGGGCUGGGUGAUAAAUUAGUUGGCGCACUGGCUAGGGGCAGCUGCGCCCACGGGGCUGAUGAAUGGCUACUAACAGCCUGAGGGCAGAGGCAGGGGGGAGGGGAGGGGGCUGCCCUCCAGAAGGG